AUGAGCAAUUUGCAAAAAGCUCCUUUUGUCAAGGAGCUCGCCUCCAGCGACAGGCGCACACGCGACAAGGCAACCGAAUCCCUAACCCUCUUCCUCCGCUCCAGAACCGAUCUCACCCUCCUCGACCUCCUCAAGCUCUGGAAAGGCCUCUUCUUCUGCUUCUACCACUCCGACCGUCCCCUCACACAACAAGCCCUAGCCCGCAACCUCUCCUACACGCUGGUCCCGACUCUCCCGCGGGAAACACUCCACCGCUUCCUGCGCGCAUUCUGGAUCACCAUUGGCAGGGACUUCCACUCGCUGGACCGCCUACGACUCGAUAAAUAUCUCUACCUGAUCCGCUGCUACGUAGGCGUCGCAUUUGAGAUCUUCCUCAAGGGGAACAAGCAGCAGCAGUCCGCACACACCAACGGCGCCAGCAAAAAGCGCAAGCGCGAACAAGAGGCCGCAGCGGGGAAGAAGAAGCGCUCGAAAGCAGACAAGGAGGACGAUGCCCGUGCUGAAGAUGAUGCGGAAAAGGGACAGGAUGGCGAGAGCGACUGGGCCGAGCUCGAGUCGUAUAUCACCAUCAUCGAGGAAGGGCCUCUGUGUCCGCUCAAUUUCGACCCGGAUCAGCCCCCUGCCGAUGAGAAGAACCCGAACUACGUGCCUAUGCCCCAUGGCCCGGAUGGGCUCCGCUACCACCUGCUGGAUAUUUGGAUUGAUGAGAUAGAAAAGGUGCUUGAGUUCGAGGAAGGGGAGGCACAAGAUGGGUCUUCGCGGAAAGUCAAGGGUCAGGUUCCCAUGGAUCUCCUACUACGCCCUAUUGAGAAGCUGCGCAAGGAGAGCCCCUUCAAGCCUGUGAGAACAAGAGCGGCAGAAACCUUAAACGACGACCGAUUGGUUCUGUGGGGAUUCAAGACUAGGGAAGUUGAGGAGGAGGAUGACGAUGAUAGUGAGCAGGAAUGGGGUGGUUUCGCCGACGACUAA
Aspergillus lentulus is the source of this 969-nucleotide messenger RNA. Its product is annotated as ribosomal RNA processing 1 family protein. Gene Ontology annotation, cellular component: preribosome, small subunit precursor; nucleus. NCBI's taxonomy places the organism in Eukaryota, Fungi, Ascomycota, Eurotiomycetes, Eurotiales, Aspergillaceae. The record is from RefSeq and is a predicted model, not a curated record. Gene Ontology annotation, biological process: rRNA processing.